AUGCAGCCAGAAGCUGUGUCAGAGAAUGAUGCAUAUAUGAAGGCAAAGGAUGAUUCCUCAGAGCUUGAGCAUCGGGAAAAUGGAGAGUACUUCCGACGAAAAUUGGCCGAGCUGGAUGCUGUUCAAUCCUUGGCGAAACUUAGGAUGCUCCAAGGGCAUCCUUCCGAGUCCUCCCCCUCUUGGCUCACUUCCGGCUGCGAGAUCCGUGUUCAAUGA
Molecule: messenger RNA, 216 nt
Organism: Penicillium manginii
Lineage: Eukaryota; Fungi; Ascomycota; Eurotiomycetes; Eurotiales; Aspergillaceae
Exons: 1
Coding region: 1-216 (71 amino acids)
Source: RefSeq, a predicted model, not a curated record